Siniperca chuatsi (mandarin fish) is the source of this 5954-nucleotide messenger RNA. RefSeq names its product mucin-5AC-like. Lineage: Eukaryota; Metazoa; Chordata; Actinopteri; Centrarchiformes; Sinipercidae. The record is from RefSeq and is a predicted model, not a curated record. The transcript is spliced from 6 exons. Bases 320 to 3856 code for a protein of 1178 amino acids. Gene Ontology annotation, molecular function: oxidoreductase activity, acting on metal ions.
UAGAAAGUGAAGCAUCUCUGCCCGAACAGGAGCCACCGAGGUGGGCAUGGAGAGGCCUGCUCCGUGCCUACUGACACAUUGUUCAAUUCUCUACAUGUUCUGGUUCUACGUCUCCCCCUUCCCUCCGUAUCCUGGACCCUGAGAUCCCUCCAAACUUUAAACUCACACCUAAUGCUCUCUGUUGGGAUCCAGACAGUCCAGCGUCUUUUCCACACUCAACAACACAACUGGAAGACUGUGAGGAAGUGAUUCUUUACAAACUGAAGAAGAAGAAGAGCAUCAGGUUGCUGAAGUCCUGGAGGUUACUGCUCCACGAGAAAUGCAGUCCACCCUCCACUGCUUCGGGGUGGGCUUGGUCUUAUUCUCGUUGGCUCCGUCCACCCUGUCGUUCUCCCGCGGUGCUAGCCACGCCUCCUGUCAGGAAAUGAUUCCCGGCCACAUCCGCACUCAGCCCCGGGACCCACAGCACAACCACAUCACCCUGCGCACAUCUGCCUCUUCUUACCUGCCUGGACAGUUAAUAACAGUAAAUGUCCGAAGCUCUCGGGACUUCAUGGGUUUCCUACUCCAGGCUCGCAGUGCGGAGGGUGCCAGGGGCAGGGCAGGGGUCAGGGGCAGGUCCAGAACUGGAGCAGGUGUCAGAUCUACAAGAGUGGGCCCGGUGCUGGUGGGUGGCUCCUGGACCCUUGCUCCCCCUGGCACACACACCCUACGCUGCCUCUCGGAGGGUGACACCCUCACACACUCUGACAAACAACUGAAGAAAAACCUCUCAUUUGUGUGGAGGGCUCCUGAUACACCCAUGGGAGACAUCAGGUUCUACAUCACUGUGGUGCAGUCUUACUUUGUGUACUGGGCAGGUAUUGAGUCUGCAGUGGUGUGUGAUGGGAGUCGUAGUCCUUGGUGUGGGAGUAACAUCACAGCGGUGGAUGGAGGGAAUUCAAUUUUUUCACUACAGGAAGAUGAAGUUACUGCUCUGCCAGCUCUCAGAGCCCAUAGAGCAUCAGACAAACAAACAAAUGAGACAGCCAGCCCUGCUACUACCCCGGGACCCCCUACACCAACAAGCAGUGAAACCAAAAGCUACAAAUCUCAGGAAACACUAACAGAAGUCACUCGUCCAGUCUUGGAGAUGAACAGCUCUGCAACUUUGGCAUCCCUUGGAGUUGAUCACCUGACAAAUCAGGCUGUCAAAGAAAGGAACAGCCCUGUGAUUUUAGGAUCUCUUCAAAAUGCUACCAAAGGCAGUCAGACUGACACCUAUGCAAGUUCAGGAUCCUUCUCAGGUGUGACUGAAGAGGCAGGCACUGACUCAGGAGUACCUGUUACUCAUACAGAGGACCCCAAGAACUCUUUUUUCUCGUCCAACCACCUUCCUUUCACAGCCUCUUUCUCCUCAACUGAGUCUAGAGGGAUGGAAGCUACUACCACUCUUUUGCCCAACAUCACUGUGCAAAACUCAACCAGUCCUCUUUUCCUGCUGCACUCCCUUGCUUCCCUCCCCCCUCUGAAGGAUGGUGAGAUGGUAAGAAAGAUAUACUUCCAGGAUCCAAAACGGCCCACCAUUCCUGAAACAAAAGACACAACAUUAAAUCCCAAAACCACGACCACAGCUAUACCUUCAACCAAUCACAGCUUCCAGAAUACAUAUCCUCCAAGACCCACAUCCCAGAAUCCAAGAGGACCAAACCAGAACCAAACUAGUUCAGGAAAGUUUGAGACCCAGAGUAGUUCAUCGCAGCCCUGGAGGACUAGCCUAAUCAAGUCCCAAAUGAGUCUAAUUAAGGAUGAAAUGGGUAGUCAGUCCCUGCCCCAGAAUCCUCACCUCAAGCCUUUGCUCCACUCUCAAACUUCUUCACCCAAGCCUUUUCUUCAGGUUCAAAUUCCUCCAUCCAAACCUCUUCUCCAGUCACAAACUGGUACAAGUCAGACUUUUCCCUUCUCCCAGGCAUCUUCAUCUAAGCCCUUUUCCAAGUCCCAAACCUCUUCACAAAACCUCAUUCUCCCAUCCAAAUCUCCUACCCUUCAAUCCUAUCUCCAGUCCCACACAACUUCAUCCUUCACUCAGGCCCACCCUCUAUCCCUCCAGCCCCUUCCCAACAAACUCCUGAAUGUCCCAUUCCACUACCAGCCUGUGAAAAAUGUACCCAAAUCUCAGCCUGAAAAUGGUCCAUCUGGACCCAAAACUGGACCAAGGCAAACCAGUUCACCUCACCCUCAGCUUCAAACAACUGCACCUCUGAGCAGCCUUCUUCAACCUCUGAGCAGUUUUCCCCAAGCCCCGCCCCAAACUAUCUCAACUCAAACUGAGUCCCAAUCUGACACACCACCUAAGGCUUUGAGUAUCUCCCCCCAACCAUCAUCCCAGCCCCAUUUCCAAACUGGUGCACCACAGGCACAUACCUUUGGGUGGAAGCAAACUCAGUCCUCAGUAACUCCUCGAUCCAUUAACCCUCUGCCCUUCACAUCUAGAUUUGAGCCAACCUUCACACUGAGUGACAGUAAAGAGGUCAAAGAUCUUUCAAAGAUCAAAACCAUGAGCCCAAUCUUUUCCUCCAUUCUCUCAGGCACUCCUUCUCCUUCUUUUUCAGUGUCUAACCGCCUGUCUAACCUUCAUUCUUCAUUCUUUUCUUUCACCCAUACUUUGCCUGCCUCUUCCCUUGUUCACCCUAGUUCUACCACUCCUCUUUAUCCCUCCAGAGGUUCAACUCUGGUAUCCAUACAAACUUCUUUCACCCAUGCCUUGUUCUCUUCUUCUUCCUCUUCCUACUCCAUGAAGAACCAACCCAAAACAACUCCAGCCCUUACUGCUCUCCCCUCUCCUUCCCCGAUCUCCAUUCCUCCUCAUUUUCCCUCUGUCCAACUUUCCUCAACUUCCCCUAGGCCAUCCUCCUUAACCCCUUCUAACAUACCGUCCUCGAACUCCUCCCACUACCCAUCAUUAGCUCCCUUCUUCUCCUCAGUCCCUUUAUCUACUUCUUCCUCGUCUCCCUUUACCUCCUCCCAGUCUAUCACAAGUUCGAUCUUUUCUUCACCUUCUUCUUCCACCAUCUCCCCGGCCCUCUCCUCCUCCAUUGCCUCAUCAGCUUCUUCCAUUUCUUCUGCUUCUUCUCCCCCUUCACAUCCUCCUUAUUCCUCAUCCGUCUCUACUUCUACCUCAACAUCUUCUUCCUUCUUACUGGGUUCCUCAUCUUCCUCCAACUCGUCUGCCACCUCUUCUUCUUUGGUGUCCUCCCAGUCUACCUCCCCUCAUCCAGAACCCUCUCCAGCUCCCCGUCACUCUCUCUUCAACCCCCUCACAUCCACCUCCUCCCAUGUGCCUUUCCAACAACUCACCCUAGGUCAGAGGUUGCUAAUCCAGAUUGCAUCAUCUGAUCCUGAGCCCAACCUCAACCCACCAACACCAAGAACAGUGGUUCACCCAAACCCCGAACCCCAUCCAAACCUUGACCCAGACUUCAAACUAAAUCUUGGACACGAGUUGAAACCAAACCUUCCCAACAUGGAGACAAAACCCAAAACCAAACAUGCCUCCAAUCCCUCUGGAAUUCCAGACAGGGAAGGGAAGUAUCCAGACAUCAUCCCCAGACACAGUGCCUGGGAGCUGGUCAUGCUGCUGGGCUGCUCAGCUGGCUUGGGCAUGAUGAUGGUGGUCGGCGUAAGGUACAUGUACCGUCAGGCCUGUGGCAAACAGACAGAGGUGACGCUGAACGACAGGGAGAGAGAGUAUGAGAGGGGAGAGAGAGGGAUGAUCCAUGUCCAGGAGUGUGGAGAUUUGGUCAGAGUCCGGAGAAUCAGAGAGAACAGUUUUGUGCUCCUGGCAGAGUAUGAUAUACUGGCAACACCUGGAGACUGAAAUACAGGCUGCCUACAUAGAUAGUUUUAGAUACCAAAAUAUUUCUUGAAAUCAGAGCAGAGGGCAUGAAUAAUCAUACCGGUUAAGGUGCCCUUAGUAACAUUAUAGUCAACCAAAGUGAAAAUGAUAUUAUGAAGUGUAGCACUCUGUUACUAACUGAAAAAUACAAAUAUACAAAGUGACCUUGAUUACUGGCAGCUAGUUAGCCUAGCUUUCCUUUUCAAUUAGCUUCUAAGCCAAGCUAGCUUACAGCAUUCUAAAACCAUGAACAUAAUGGUCAUAAAUGAAUGAAACAAGGUUGUUUUUACACAUUUUUGUCCCAGAAGCUUUGCAGUUAAUGAUGGUAAUGUUGGUCUGUCCGUCUGUCAUUGUUGUCCAGAACACGAUAUCUUGACAGCUUCAGGCCAGAUUGCUUUGUAAUUUGUUGUGGUCAUUCAGAGUACCCAGAGGACCCCUCACCUUUUGUUUGGCACCACAGUAAGGUUAAAAUGUCUCCUCCAACAAAUCUUUGGUGCCUGACAAAGUAUCUCAAAAAGUACUUGGCAGAUUGUCACAAUAUUUGCUGUGGAUAUUCAUGAUCCUCAGAGGAUGAAUCAUCUUUGGUGACUAUUUAGGCUAAACUUUCUUCUAGCACCACCAUCAGGCCAGACUUUACACUUGUACACAAAAAUGUAAUGGCAGACUGCAUUGAAAUCUACUUAACACAAGCUCUCUGGGAGAUGAACCCUUAUUAAUUACUUGUUUUUCCUUGAUAUAGACAUAUAUAAACAAUCAAGUUCAAUAAUCAUUCAGGUUGUGUUGCUAAGUGAAAGCACUGGCCUGCUUGUACUGCACCUAUAUUCCCGUGGAAGGGUGCCAGUUGUAUGAAGAAACUCUCUGCCUCUCCCGUGCAAUGGCACUCCUAAUGUGAUCUUCAAUGAGCUCACUCUCUGGUCGCAAGUAAUAUUUUUCCUGAUUAAUACAUAUAGUGUUGUAACAAAGCCUUUAUUUUUUAAAUAUAUUUUAGAACGUACUAUAGAUUAAAAUAAGUGUCUACAGUUGAUGGACAUACAUGAGAGUUGAGAGAAGAAAAUGUACAACAUGUAAUACCAACAAGGUCGGAGGGUGCUCGUUUAUUGCAGUUAUGAUUUGCUCCAUUUUAAUCAAAGAAACAUUGAAUUUAUGAUCCAGAAACAACACACGGAAGUUUGUAUUUCGUUGAACAGAGCCUGGGAAGUUUUGUGAUAAACUCUUUCUGUCUAAUUAAGAAACAUAAAAGACGAUCUUCACAGCAGUCAUAGCUCUCUGUCCGGAUCCUCCUGUUCUAGUUUCUCAGAAACAACCAUAUCUUUAUCCAAUUUAUUCAAGGACAGUUGAGGAAAUCAUGUUUUGAUCAUGUCUUUAAUCAGAAGUUCCUUGUGUAAUGGCACCCUCAAGUGGGUAAACGCCUAAUGGCACAAUAAUUCAUAAUCAAUCAGAGACUGUCAAUGAUUUCCAUGUUUUGAUUAUGGAACUAACAGGGAACAUCCCAACAACCUGCCAGGAGGAGCAUGUUUUGAAAAUAUAAGUGAAUGCACAACUAAGCCUGUUCAGUUGCGUCAUGAACCAACUCGUUUUGUGUGUACUUGAUAUUGCAGUAAAAUCUAUAUUGCAUUGGACUCUAUUUGACUCAAGUGUUUUACUGAAGAUGAAUUAAACAGUGUGUGAGAGUACCUAAAGACAUCUGGCUCAGCUGAAGGUUUUUUCUCCCACAGAUUCCAUGAGUUUUCAACUAAUGCCACCCUUAGGCCAAAUGAUCAACUUUGGGACAGUAUUUUACACUUUUAGCUGCACCGCCAAUGCUCUACAUACAUUUUUUUUAGGAUUUAAUUUGUUCCACCCACUUUUGUACUGUGGAGUGUAAUAUUCAUUGCAGUCUCUAGGGGCCAUUAGCAGAAGUUUUAUUCUUGUUUUCAGUUUCUUCUUUUCUGUUGAAGUUUUCCAAAUAGCUAACUCGUGCUCAAGAAAAUAUUCUUGGCUAAAAAUUUCUCCCUCCAUAGAGAUUUCUGCCUCCAACAUGUUUAGAGAACUAAAACUACAAUCUACUUACUGAUAGAAAGUAGGAACACGGCCAGGAUGA